GGAAACAGUUCAUUGCGAGGCUCUAUUUAGACGCGUUCCACUAUUCGCUAGUAUGAUCUAGUAAUUUUGAGAUCGGGUGAAAUACAUUUUCUUAAGAAUGGGGGUGAUCGUCGAGAGCAAUGUUUGGGAGCCAAAUCCAGCACUGUGUUUAUUCUUCUUCACAUCAUGUUGCUUGUCAAUCUACUAUUUGCCAAGCAGCACCAGAAGUUCCGCCAUUUUCGAUCACGCACCUUCGUCUUCCUUCAUUCGUUUCCAGAGAAGUUUCCUUUUACUCUAUUCGCUUUCUUCAGUAAUGGAAGGCUUGUUGGCAGUAUUUGGAGAGUACGACUUAGCAUUCCAUGGCAUUAGUAGGGAGCAGAUGGUCAUCUCUCUAUGUGUUGGAUACGCAACUGCUCUCUUUGUCGGUACCUUUUUGGGAAUGCUCUCGGAUUUGAUUGGCCAGAGAAAAGUCAGCUUGUUAUUUUGCUUGCUGCAUCUUUUUGUUGCCGUAUGGAGGAGGGUUACUGGACAUCCAAGUAUUUGGCUCGCUAGCAUCUGUCUGUCUCUUGCCUCUACAAUAUUUUUCUUCAACUUCGAGACAUGGAUGGUUGUUGAGCAUGAUAAGCUUGAGCAGAGGCAGGAUUCAGUGAAUGACAUGUUUUGGUUAAUGACUUUUGUUGAAUCUGCAUCUUUCAUUGGAAGCCAAGUGGUUGGUAACUGGUUAAUUGGUGGUCAUGAAAAGACAACUUUGCUUGCUCCGUCCAGUGCAGUGGUAAUAAUGGCUCUUAGUGCUCUGGCUUAUGUCAGCCGAGGAUGGAAGGAAGAUCCAAAAUCAAUUAUUCUUAGAGAAUAUCAGACUAAAUUUCAUACAUACAUAAUCAGUGAUAAAAGGGUUUGGCUUUUGUCAUGGACCCAAGCUACCAUGCACUUCUCAAUUGCAGUUUUUUGGAUUACUUGGGCUCCAACCAUUGUGGCAGAUGGGAGAGGGGUUUUGCUAGGUUUAGUAUACCCCUGUGUACUUGGUGCGAAAAUGCUUGGAAGCACUGCAUUUUCCUGGUUCUCUAGUGGCCCUUUAUCACUCCGAACAGAGGAGUGCUUAGUAUAUGCCUGUAUUAUUAUGGGCUUUGUCACUUCCGUUGUAGCUUUUGAUUAUCAGGAUGUUGAAAUUCUUUUGAUGCUAUUCUGCAUAUUUCAUGUUUGUGUGGGAUUGGUUUUGCCUUCACUUGCCAGAUUGAGAACCAUGUAUGUGCCUAAUGAUCUUCGAGGAGGAAUGAUGAGUUUAUCUAUCGCUCCUUCGAACGCGCUUAUGUUAUUCCUUUUGAUUCAGAGAGGUUUUUACCAGAAUAUUGAAAAUUCAACAAUUAUAGCUAUGGCAGCUCUUGGUCUUUUUUCUGCAGCUGGAUGCAUGUAUAUGUUAAAGCGGCUUGGAAAGCAACCACACCAGAACUGGCACAAAUUAUGACCCCUUCCAUUUGUUUUAAACUUUUGUAUCCAUGUGGGUGUAUCCUGUAUAUAGCCGGCCAGUUAGUUUAAAGAUAAAGAAACAGUAGCCUUGGAACGUGAUGAUGGGUGCAAAUUAAGUAGCAUGCUCUGCAAAUAUGGAAAAUCAAUAAAGAGCUGUAGCCAGUUUCAAUGUUCAGUUAUUCUCACGUUGCUUAACCAAUCAGGUCCAGUGGGAGAUCUCACUAUGGAGUUCAAUUUUGCUUUCGAGACACUUUGCAGAUUGAUGCCCUGAAAAGGCUAAUUAAUACUUUGCUUCUAGUAAGUAUUGUGGAGAAGUGUAAUACCAGAGGAGUAACAGAUUACAUGGUGGCUUAGUUUGCAUGAUUUAACAGCUCUUCAGAAUUGUGAUGGUCCACGGAAAGUCUUGUUUCAUAUUCAGAGAUCACCAAAGAGUAAGAGAAAUUUCUCUUCUUUCUUAUCAUGGUUUUUUUAAACAGGCAGACAUGAUCUCUAUAUCAUGGUGAUUUGUCCUUUAAUUAUUUGGUUGGAUUGCAGAUAUUAUAAUUUGAAGAAAGAUUACGUAAAGAAUGAUCUCACCUAGGGGAAUCUUUUGAUGUAAAAUAAAUUUGGUGGGGUGCUUGUCUUGGAAUGUAUGUGCCAACAACAUUUCAGUUUCAUUGAAAAUGGAUGAGGCUAACGUAGCACUAAAUUCUUUUUCUUUUUUUGGGUGUGUGGGUAUUAGCAAUUAAAGUGAUAAAUUUAUUGAAAUUGACAAGUUCUUGGUUGAUAGACUAGAAUUUUAGUAAGUGGAAUGGUUUGUCUUGUU
Molecule: messenger RNA, 2248 nt
Organism: Solanum pennellii
Lineage: Eukaryota; Viridiplantae; Streptophyta; Magnoliopsida; Solanales; Solanaceae
Exons: 9
Coding region: 98-1441 (447 amino acids)
Biological process (GO): molybdate ion transport
Cellular component (GO): membrane
Molecular function (GO): molybdate ion transmembrane transporter activity
Source: RefSeq, a predicted model, not a curated record